AUAUCACGCUUAAGAUGCAAUUUAAUGACCAACAUUUCAACAUCAGACGACGGCAAUCAGACUUCACCGGAAUCCGAUAAAUCUGCAAUGGAACCUCUAGCCGAUCCAAAGAAAUUCGCCAAAUCGGUGUCAAUAGAUCCUGAGCCGGAUUCAUUGGAUAGUGUUCUAUCGAAUCCUCAUUCAUAUCCCAUAACGAUAAUACCAAAUCGUCCCACGACAUAUUAUGGCUUAACGAUGCACAAUGGUAAACCAUUUACAAGGCAGGCGAGUUGUAGAUCACGUAACUUCCGACCCGGCAGUAUGCGUAAAGUAAGACGACGUGCCGUAUUCAAAAAUGGCGAUUGUAAUGUCCUGCAGAAGAAUUUGACACGAAGACGUUUGCGAUUCCUGCAAGAUAUGUACACCACAUUGGUGGACACACAAUGGCGUUGGACACUGCUCGCGUUUGCAUUGUCAUUCAUAUUGUCGUGGUUAAUAUUUGCCGUACUGUGGUGGCUAAUCAUGUAUACACAUGGUGAUUUGGAGGAAUUGCAUUUGCCACACAAUCAGGAGGAAAGUGGCUGGGUACCUUGUGUCUCGGCCAUAAACGGUUUCACCUCAUGUUUCCUGUUCUCUAUUGAAACCCAACACACCAUUGGUUAUGGUGUACGUACCACAUCGGAGGAAUGUCCGGAGGCUAUAUUUAUGAUGUGUUUCCAAUCCAUUUAUGGUGUAAUGUCCUCAGCCUUUAUGGCUGGUAUUGUCUUUGCCAAGAUGACGCGUGCCAAACAGAGGGCGCAAACUUUGCUGUUCUCGAAAAAUGCCGUUAUUUGCCAAAGGGAUGGUUGUCUCAGCCUUAUGUUCCGUGUUGGUGAUAUGCGUAAAUCGCACAUCAUUGGUGCCAGUGUCCGUGCCCAAUUGAUACGCACUAAGACGACCAAGGAAGGAGAAGUGAUGACCCAACAUUUUACUGACUUGGAAAUUGGUGCCGAUGACUGCGGCUCGGAUAUCUUCUUUAUUUGGCCCAUGGUUAUUGAACACAAAAUCGAUGAGAAUUCACCGCUGUAUAAUUUGUCCGCUACCGAUAUUCUAAAUGAUAAAUUUGAAAUUGUCGUCAUAUUGGAGGGUACUGUGGAAUCUACCGGUCAGUCGACACAGGCCCGUUCCAGUUAUAUUAAUACUGAAAUUUUGUGGGGCCAUCGCUUUGAUCCUGUUGUUGUCUACAACAAGGAUCGCCAGGCAUAUGAAAUUGAUUACGGCCGUUUCAAUGAAACCACACAAGUGGAUACACCGUUGUGCAGUGCCCGAGAUUUAAAUGAAAUUUACAAAAUCCAGGAAGGUUUCACAACACCAGACAUUUGUAGACAAUUCUCACCAUCUCUUUCAGAUCGACAUAAAUCUCCACCAGUAAAUCCAUUGUGGUCAGCAAAACAACAGAAUGUUGUUUACAGAUGGCAACUGUCAAAUGAAGUCUAAACAAUAAA
This is a messenger RNA of Musca vetustissima, 1463 nucleotides long. RefSeq names its product G protein-activated inward rectifier potassium channel 3 (gene Irk2). Lineage: Eukaryota; Metazoa; Arthropoda; Insecta; Diptera; Muscidae. Gene Ontology annotation, biological process: potassium ion import across plasma membrane; regulation of monoatomic ion transmembrane transport. Gene Ontology annotation, molecular function: inward rectifier potassium channel activity. The record is from RefSeq and is a predicted model, not a curated record. The transcript has 4 exons. Bases 25 to 1455 code for a protein of 476 amino acids. Gene Ontology annotation, cellular component: plasma membrane.